UUCGUUUGCAGACGGUGCGAGUCAAAUGUCUGUCGAUUCUUGACUCUACUGCCGCCUAUUUCAUGGAUUUUACAGUUCUUCUGAGGAUAUACAGGUCUAGUUUUUGCUUGGAUGUGGCUGUUUGUGCUGGUUUGGGGGUAGGAAGUUGCCACGCUGGAUGAGAAAACGCUGAGUCGGUUAGAGACCAAGAGCGGCUGUUUGCUCACGCGUCGCUUGGCAGAGACGCAGGGCUCGGCAUUGCCGACAACGCAACGUGAUAAGUGUCUAGAUGGUCUAUCGUGUGUUUUCCUAUGCUACUUGUGCCUGUAUAUUUUCCUACGGCGAACAAUGACCCUUUUUCCAAGCCCGCCCUCAAUUAUUUACUAGAGGUGGAGGAUUUUUUUGGGUGUGUAUUCGAGAAACUAAAACUUGACUUGGUAUUUUUAGGGUUUUCUAUUUCAGAUUUUGAGCGAAUACUUCCCUCUUUGUAACACCAAACAAUAAGAUUGCGCCAAGGAGAUUCUGCAGAAGAGUCUAAUUCGGUAUGAAUGUCUGGAGCAUCUCGCAAAAAAAAAAAAAAAUGAACAAAUUAGAAGUUUGAACUUCAGCAGAAAAGUCGGCUGCUAAUUGAAAAGGAAAAAACAACGCCGCUAAUUAAUUCUAAUAAUUUUAAACGUCCGUACCCGCGCAACAUGUGCUGGUUUGUUUUUUUCGAAUCUCAAAAGUCGGUUUUAAAUAACGUCCUAAUCAAAAACUAAUCACAUCGGUACACAUACAAAUUAUUAAUACAAACCUCAAGUGGAUAACAUUUUUUCCUCCUGUUUUCAAAAAUUUACGGUAGAGGUCUCUUGCCUAUUCGAUGGAUGGAGCAGCAAUUUUUGGCGGGCUGAUUUUGCUUGUCUAGGCUGGAUUUUCUUUUCAAUUCAAGAAGCGGGUUGGCAGCGCUAUGUAAUUGCCAGUUAAACCCACUACACGGCACUGCACUUUCGGAGUUUCUGUAUUUGAAUAGAAACAAUGUAUCGACCUGUAACUGAGGAAAUACCCCCAGACGAGAUCGCGCUGGACACCCCUGUUGAUGGGGUCGCACCGGUUGGGGAAGGAGUUGGUGGAGAAAGACCGUGUCCCGGCGGUGGGGAGGACGGGGAUGAAGACCGGCCCGUAGCGGAUCAUUCGGCGGUGGCUGACCCGGGUGUUGAGUUCAGCUCGUCUCGGUCCAGCCCUGGACUAACGGGACAGCAUCAGCCAAGGAACAGAAUACAGUUGAAAUGGGAACCUCAUUAUCUCACCACCUUGCCAGGAAUUAUGAAAAUGCUACAGCUGAUCCUGACACUAGUUGCCCUGAUAUGCGCCACGUCCAUCAGUUAUAAAGGCAUGUACUAUCUGUCCCUCCCGGCAGCGUGGAAGUUCAGGGUGUUUACCUUCACCUCGGUGCUGUCUUUGCUGUCUUGUGUAGGGUUCCUCUUUGUCCGUGCCACCAACCUGGCAAGAGUGUUGCCGGUCGACUGGCUUAUGGUGGUAAGUUCACGAUCACAUCUUUGUCUUCUUUUCAAGAUUGUUUAG
This is a messenger RNA of Asterias rubens (European starfish), 1539 nucleotides long. RefSeq lists its product as uncharacterized. Lineage: Eukaryota; Metazoa; Echinodermata; Asteroidea; Forcipulatida; Asteriidae. The record is from RefSeq and is a predicted model, not a curated record. The transcript is spliced from 2 exons. The coding region runs from base 994 to 1539 and encodes 181 amino acids.